Molecule: messenger RNA, 1377 nt
Organism: Protopolystoma xenopodis
Lineage: Eukaryota; Metazoa; Platyhelminthes; Monogenea; Polystomatidea; Polystomatidae
Source: the annotation of a GenBank genome assembly
AUGCUCGGCGCGGUCGCCGGCACAGCCUUAGCCACUUUGAUGCUGAUGCUGUGCACGGCCCGAUGUCUGCCCGUCGCCUACCGGAUGCACAAGACGCGCUGCUCUUCACAGUCGGCCUCCGGAGUCGGCCAGUCCCUCUGGUUUGCCGCCGCCUCCUCAGCCGUAGCCAACGGCGGCGGUGGGAUUGGCGCCGGCGGCGGAGUCAACUCGUCCAGCGAGAGUAGCUCGACUAUGAUUGUCACCACAUCCGCCAUCCCCGGGGACUCUGGUAAGAGUCCCGGCGGACAGACGACAGUGCAUAAAGCGACCAACACGUUGCCCUUUCCGGCGGCCCUGCUGACCGCUGGCAAGAAGGCUCACCCGGCCGGGCCCCAACUCACCUCCCACUACACCAACACCAACAGUUUCGACAAUUCCAGCAACGAUGUCAACGCGCACACCAACAACUGCCACCAGACUAACGACAACGGAAGCGCCAGCGGUGGCAGCGCAAGCACCGGCCCGGCCGGACAAACCAGUCCCCAAUACGCCUAUCAUCAGUCGGAUCUGAACUCCGUCCAACAGGUGUUCGCGAACGGACGCCAUUUAGGUCAUCUGUACCAUCCGACCGAGACGCCCGACUCUCCGACCUCCUUUGGACAGCCAAGCCUCACCAACAACUACCUCACCACUCCAUUCCUCCUGCCCUCGCCUCCGCCUCUUCUGCCUCCGCCUCUUCUGCCCCCGCCCCCGCCGCCUCCGCCGUUGCAUCCCGCCUCGUACCUUACACCGCCAGGCUCCCAUCUGAGGCCCGAGGGUCUCAACUUGUCGCCGAGUCUGUUGAAACGGAUGCUCAGUCUCUCCCCGGGCGGUCACUUGCCACGAGGCCAUGACGGUCUGCCAGCCGGGGCCCAAUUCGCCUGGUUGAUGGGCAAAGCCGGACUCGGACUGACCACAGGACCUGGCCAGGCAUCGGCGGCGGCAGGCCUGGAUCUGGCCGCCUCUGCUCUGUCUCCGGUCACCACCACCAGCGUCCCCUUGUUUCCCGGUGCCUUCGACACCGUAGACGGUCUCCUGGCACCGUCGGCCUCGGCAGCGGCCGCCGCCGCGGCGAUGGCAACCAACGCACCAUGGCUCUUUGUCGACGCCUUCGGCGCCUCCGGUAGCAUCGUGCCGCCCGGCUCUCCGUACUCUUUGUCCGGCAGUCAGGAGUAUGAUAUUCCUCGAGUCCUCAUGACAAACACCCUGGCCCCAGUUGAGAAGGCAAUAAUCGCUCAAUCUCGCUAUCCGCCAUCCUCACAAUAUCUGCAGAACCAACAGACAACACAGCCAAACAAUACUCACGCCUUUGGCGAUCGUCAGUCGGGCAGAAUACUCUACGCUCAUCAACAGAGUUAG